CUCUCACUUUUUGUCAUGUCUGUGGUCUUCAUUAACGGCCUUCUGCGACACCCUCCCUCUACUCGGCGGUUUGGUGCAUGCUGCGUACCCGUAGCCCAGGAGGAGGUAGUAGAAGUAGAAGUAGCCCCUGAGGCGGAGGCCCAGGUAGAAGCAGAGCCAGAGGUAGAGCCUGAACCAGAACCAGAGCCCGAGGAGGUGCAGCAGGUGGUUCAUGAAGAGGAAGACGCCUAUGAAGAGGAAGAUGACGAGGGCGAUCAAGAUGAGGAGAAGCCAAAGUUCAAACCCUCUGCUCCCAAGAUCCCUGAUGGUGAGAAAGUGGACUUUGAUGACAUCCAGAAGAAACGCCAAAACAAGGACCUGUAUGAGCUGCAGUCGCUGAUCGACGCUCACUUUGAGUGCAGGAAGAAGGAGGAGGAGGAGCUCCUAGCACUCAAAGACAGAAUUGAGAAGCGUCGCGCAGAGCGAGCUGAGCAGCAGAGGAUUCGUUCUGAGAAGGAUAAAGAGAGGCAGGCCAGGCGAGAGGCUGAGCGGCAGAAAAGGGAGGAGGCAGACGCCCACAGGAAGAUGGAGGAUGAAGCCAAGAAGAAGAACGCGCUGAGCAGCAUGGGAUCAGGCUACAGCAGCCACCUGCAAAAGAUUGAAGGGAGGAGAGGCAAGAAGCAGACUGAAAGAGAAAAGAAGAAAAAGAUCAUGGCAGAGAGAUGCAAACCUCUGGACCUUGGUGAUUUCAGCGAUACAGAUCUAAGGGAAAAGGCGAAGGAGCUGUGGAAGUGGCUGCAUGACCUGGAGGCGAUUAAAUAUGACCACUGCGAGAAGCUCAAGAGACAGAGAUACGAGGUGAUCUCUCUCAGGAACCGCAUUGAUGAGCUGCAGAAACACAGCAAAAAGGGAGCCGCCUCACGCCGCAGGAAGUGAGCGGCUGUAGAUUGCUGGUCAGCCCUAACAGGAGCCGCCUUCCCUCGGCUACAACAGCGGCUCAGACCACAUAGAGACCCGGAGCUCCGGAACAACUGGACGUCUUAGUUUCUGCUGGAGUGUUCUGGAUGAAUUUAGCUUAAAUAAAGACAUUUUAAAAAAUAUCA
Molecule: messenger RNA, 1082 nt
Organism: Eleginops maclovinus (Patagonian blennie)
Lineage: Eukaryota; Metazoa; Chordata; Actinopteri; Perciformes; Eleginopidae
Product: troponin T, fast skeletal muscle-like
Exons: 12
Coding region: 16-915 (299 amino acids)
Biological process (GO): muscle contraction; sarcomere organization; regulation of muscle contraction
Cellular component (GO): troponin complex
Molecular function (GO): troponin I binding; troponin C binding; tropomyosin binding
Source: RefSeq, a predicted model, not a curated record